UUGGAUAGACAGGAUAGGGGUUCCAUCUUCCUUUUACCCCUUUAUGGUAAACAAUAUAACGUUAAAAAUCAAUUAUAAUCAACAGAUAAAUUAAAAAAGUUCCUAUGAUUGAAAGUUCCAAUUCGUAUGAAUUAAAUUUUAUGAGAGCUUGACUAUCACAUCUCGCUUAUCGACUCGAUACGGCGUGAUAUUAGGUAUUGUUGAUUAAUAAGUUUUGAUAAGAAUUUUUAUAUAAAUACUACCCGAAAUUAUGAACCCGGUACAGUUGUCUUCAUCCUCUGACAAGAUGAGGACUGUCCUUGUACUUGCAGCUGUGGUUGCUCUGGCUUUGGCAGGACCGGCUCCCACCUUUCACAAAGAUAUCAGCCAAAUAAAGGUAGAGAAUGUCGAUGCCACUAUCGUUGAACAUCAGUAUAAAGUUUUGGAACUUCUCGAUCAUGUUAACCAAGUGAACACCGAAGCCACGUACUACAAAGUCGGCAAGGCCUACGACAUCCAGGCUCACGUUGAUAAAUAUAAAAAACCUGAAGUGGUGUCAAAUUUCUAUUCGUUCUACGAGAAUGGAAUGGUGCCCAAAUACUACCAAUUCACAAUUUUCAACGACAACAUGAGAGAGCAAGCUAAGGCCUUGUACGAUAUGUUCUAUUACGCCAAGGACUUUGAAACUUUUUACAAGACGGCCUGCUGGGCACGUGUGCAUGUCAACGAGGGACUUUUCCUUUACACUUUCUACGUUGCUGUCGUCCAGCGUGCCGAUACCACAGGAGUGGUACUUCCUGCUCCUUAUGAAAUUUAUCCACAAUUUUAUGCUAGCCUUGAAACGAUCAACAAGAUAUACUAUGGUAAGAUCCGUGGAGAGCCUUUCGAAGAAUACCCCGAAUACGGCAUCAUGAAAGAAGGCAAUAACCACUUUUACUACCAAAACUACUCUGACUAUUACACUUACGGUGAUGAAUACAAAAUUUCUUACCUCACUGAAGAUAUCGGCUGGAACGCUCACUACUCUUACUUCCAUACUGUAAUGCCAUUCUGGGAAGAUGGUGACAAAGUUGCCCAUGGCAUCUUUAAAGAACGCCGUGGUGAGGUCUUCUAUUAUUUCUACCAACAGCUAUUAGCUCGCUAUUACAUGGAGAGACUUUCAAACGGUAUGAGUGAGAUCCCAACCUUCUCAUGGUACCAGCCAUUCAAACAAGGAUACUGUCCAUUCCUGACCAGUCAAAUAACACCAUUCGCUCAAAGAAGUAACAACUAUGUAAUGCAGAACAAGUACAGCUUUGAAGAUCUCCGUUUCGUCCGUAGCUACGAAGACAUGUUCCUGUCAUUCCUCGAGCAAGGCCAGUUUACUGCUUAUAACAAGCAAAUUGAUUUCUCAAACUCGAAAGCUAUCAACUUUGUGGGUAACUACUGGCAAUGCAACCCAGACCUGUACGAGAAGAUUUCCCAGCAUCGCAACUAUUACAACUCCUACGAGAUGGCAGCUCGCCGUAUCCUUGGUGGUGCUCCGAUGAAUUUCAAAUAUGACGAGUACGAAUUCGUGCCCACUGCCUUGGACUUCUACCAGACUUCCCUUCGUGACCCCGCUUUCUACCAAAUCUACAACAAGAUCUUCCAUUUUAUGUCUCAGUACAAGCAGUACUUGCCAUCUUAUUCUCAAGACGAUCUUCACUACGUUGGCGUUAAAGUUAACAAAGUCGAAGUGAGCAAACUCGAGACCUACUUCGACUUCUAUGUGUACAACGUAUCUAAUGCUGUGUAUUACCAGAACCAAGAAUUGAUCUCCGGCUCUGACAAACAAUACGCUAUUAUGCAGCCUCGUUUGAACUGCAAUCCUUUCCACAUUACGAUCAAUGUUAAAUCUGAUGUCGAGGAACAAGCCACUUUCAAGGUGUUCAUUGGUCCGAAAUAUGACAGCUACGACAAUGAAAUCUCAUUUGAAGACAAUUAUAUGAACUUCGUUGAAUUGGAUUGGUUCUCACAGAAGCUUUCUAAGGGUGAGAAUGUAAUCGUGCGUAAAUCUGAUGAUUUCUUCUUCUACAAGGACGAUUCUAUAUCUGUUGGUGAUAUCUACAACCUUUUGGCAAAGAAUCAACUGCCUACUGACAUGAUGUACAACUAUGGACACCUUCCUGAGAGGCUUAUGCUGCCUAGAGGCACAAAGAGUGGAUUCCCUCUCCAAGUCUUCGUUGCUGUCUAUAAGAGUCAGGGAGUACCCAAGGAGGUAGCAGAAACUAUGUUCUUCAUGGAUGAGAAGCCACUGGGUUACCCACUUGACCGUCCAGUUACCAAGUACUUCUUACAGCCCAAUAUGUAUAUCGAGGAUGUUUCCGUAUACCAUAGAGGCAAUGAGUACCCGACUUCUUACGAUGUUGUCCACCCAUAUGUAAAAUCCGUUUCACACCCGCAAUAA
Messenger RNA from Chilo suppressalis (striped riceborer), 2407 nucleotides. NCBI's taxonomy places the organism in Eukaryota, Metazoa, Arthropoda, Insecta, Lepidoptera, Crambidae. The record is from the annotation of a GenBank genome assembly.